Perca flavescens (yellow perch) is the source of this 1829-nucleotide messenger RNA. It is a transcript of the gene kcnab1b, whose product is annotated as potassium voltage-gated channel subfamily A regulatory beta subunit 1b. Gene Ontology annotation, molecular function: potassium channel regulator activity; transmembrane transporter binding; voltage-gated potassium channel activity. Gene Ontology annotation, biological process: transmembrane transport; regulation of potassium ion transmembrane transport; potassium ion transport. NCBI's taxonomy places the organism in Eukaryota, Metazoa, Chordata, Actinopteri, Perciformes, Percidae. The transcript is spliced from 14 exons. Bases 142 to 1341 code for a protein of 399 amino acids. The record is from RefSeq and is a predicted model, not a curated record. Gene Ontology annotation, cellular component: cytoplasm; juxtaparanode region of axon; voltage-gated potassium channel complex.
CUGGCUUGGACCAUUGACUUUCAACUUUACAUUAGAACAACAAGGACAGCAUCUAAGUUCCACGGACUGUUAGGUAUUUUUAAAGACAGAAUUACAGCCUUGUUUGUAUUGGAGCAGCUCUAGUGGCAUUUGCCAACAGCCAUGCAGGUUUCCUUUGCAUGCACGGACCACGGGCUGAAGGCCCCGCGUAACGGCGAGCACAGCAAGCAGAACGCCACCAGCCCCAACACAACCAGCCAGGCCCGCGCCCGCUUCCGCACCGUGGCCCUGAUAGCACGCAGCCUGGGCUCCUUCACCCACCGCUACCACCACAACCUCAAGGAGUCCACCGGCAAGCUCACCGGCAUGAAGUACCGGAACCUGGGGAAAUCUGGGUUGCGUGUCUCCUGUCUGGGGCUCGGCACAUGGGUAACAUUUGGAGGUCAGAUCUCUGAUGAGGUGGCAGAGCAGCUGAUGACUAUCGCGUAUGAGAGUGGGGUCAACCUGUUCGACACGGCGGAAGUCUACUCCGGGGGGAAAGCAGAGAUAAUCCUGGGAAACAUCAUCAAGAAAAAGUGCUGGAGGAGAUCCAGCCUGGUGAUCACCACAAAGCUUUACUGGGGAGGAAAAGCAGAGACAGAGAGAGGGCUCAACAGAAAGCACAUCAUUGAAGGUUUAAGGGGCUCCCUCCAGAGGAUGCAACUUGAGUAUGUGGAUGUGGUUUUUGCCAACCGGCCAGACAGCAACACUCCCAUGGAGGAGAUAGUGAGAGCAAUGACACAUGUGAUCAACCAGGGGAUGUCUAUGUAUUGGGGGACAUCCAGGUGGUCUGCCAUGGAGAUCAUGGAAGCAUACUCUGUGGCCAGACAGUUUAAUCUAAUUCCACCAGUGUGUGAGCAGGCAGAGUAUCACUUCUUCCAGAGGGAUAAAGUGGAAACUCAGCUGCCAGAGCUCUACCAUAAGAUAGGUGUGGGUGUGGUAUCUUGGUCACCUUUGGCCUGUGGAAUCAUCACUGGGAAGUACGAGAUCGGCAUCCCAGAAUCCUCCAGGGCCUCAAUGAAGCCAUACCAGUGGUUGAGGGAGAAAGUAAUGAGUGAGGAUGGGAGAAAACAACAAGCCAAGUUAAAGGAACUGGCUCACAUCGCAGAGAAGCUUAGUUGUACUUUGCCGCAACUAGCCAUAGCCUGGUGCCUGAGGAACGAGGGAGUCAGCUCAGUGCUGCUGGGAUCCUCCAAUCCGAGCCAGCUAACAGAGAAUCUGGGAGCCAUUCAGGUAAUUCCAAAGAUGACAGCAGGUAUUGCUUCAGAGGUGGAUCAUAUACUGGGAAAUCGUCCUCACAGCAAAAAGGACUACCACCAUUAGGAUGCACCCUGUUUUAGUGAACUAUGCUUGAAAAAGCUGAUCAAAGCUCAAUUCUCACAGCCAUGGCACCAUAGCGCGUGCCCAACUUUGCUUGUGUGCGCGUAUGGCGUGUAUGUGUGACUGUGUAAAGUGUUCUGCUUGGCUUCUUGUCUGUAUGAAGAUCAACCAGUACUCAUUCUGAAGUGAGCUACUUGACAAAACAUGCAUGCUAUAGCUAUAGCAGGCGGCCACUGGACUGAACAACAGUUAGAAGAUCCAGUGAGAUGAUUUCUGGAGCGAAAUACUCUUGCACUCCAACAAGCUGUUGAACCACAAAUUUUAAGUAACAAAAUAUUAGAUUAUGGAGGAAUAGAUUACUGCACAAUUAAACUCAAGCUGAUUGACAACUAGCGUGUGGCGGUUACUGAAAAGUUUGUCAUUGUAUCAAGAAAAGAAAACUGAAGCAGCACUUUGUCUAGAGCAGGGGUCUUCAACGUUUUUUAGGCCAA